CGUUUGCCGGCAUGCGUGGUGAGCAAGGACGAAAGAAGAUGAAGAUGGGUGAACUCGAAAAUUCGGAAAACUAUAAAGGAGGGGAAGAAAAACUGAACACGUUGAUCUCCUUUAACUCUUGACAAAUUGAACACUUUCUCUUCUCUCAAGUGGCGUGUUAGUUCAUUCACCAAUUUCUAUGACUGCUUCUGCAAUUCACAUGGAUCCCUUUGUUUCCACUUCAUCAUCCCUUCUUAUUAUAAUUCUCCGAUCUCCCAUGUUUCCCUGCAAGAGGGCCUCAACAACCAUAUCAACGAGGCGCGCAUCAGAACCAUGCUUCAUCGCCGAAGUUAGUUUCUUCUUGUUCACGGUCACAAAUCGAGACGCGCCUUGCCGGAAGUUGCAGAAACAACCUUCACCAGCAACCUACGAUUAAUCCAUGACGACCAGUUCCUCCGGUUGCGGAAGAACUAACUCGGCGAAAAAAAACCCAAAUAAAAAGGAGACAGACAUGAGCGAUUAUCUCAAAGAGAAAGGAGGUCCCAGGUUGGUUAUCAUGGGAGAGACCAAACAACUUGUUACCCUUUUGACACGAUUUCAAGCGGCAAUGAAAAUGAUCAAGGACAUAGUGGAAAAAAGUAGAUCGAGUAAAAAGAGCAAACGAUUACUGAGGAAAACCCUCAAGAAUAUGACUCCUCUGCUGCAGGAAAUCAAUCAAUACAAUGAACACUUGGAACCACCCCGAGAAGAAAUCAACACUCUUAUGAAAGAAAAAGAUGCAGUGGAAGAGCUUGUGUGCUAUUCCUGCUCCAGGAGUAUUUGGUGGACCAAAUUUCUCUCUUGGCUUCCGCUCUACGGGGACGGACUUUGGCAUAACAAGAAUAAUCCCCUUGCUGCAGAUGACAACCAAGUUAAGUAUAUCAAAAACACACUGUAUGAGGUGAAAGAGGUUCUUGAGCUUCUAGACAUAGAGAAUUUUCAGCAGAAACUUAAAGGUGUUGGAUCACCAAUCAAGUGUCCUUUUGGUGUUCCUGAAAACCCUGGAUUCACUGUUGGGUUGAAUCCACUGUUGAGCAAGUUGAAGAUGGAGGUUCUCAGGGACGGUAUGUCCACCCAUUUGUUGACUGGUUUGGGUGGAUCUGGUAAAACAACUUUGGCUACAAAGCUCUGUAGGGAUGAAGAAGUCAAGGGUAAAUUCAAGGAAAAUAUUUUAUUUUUCACCUUCUCACAAACGCCUAAGUUGAAGAAUAUCAUAGAAAGACUAUUUGAACAUUGUGGAUACCACGUUCCUGAGUUUAUAAGUGAUGAAGAUGCAAUUAAACGGUUGGAAAUUUUGCUGCGGAAAAUUGAGGGAAGUCCACUUUUGUUGGUCUUGGAUGAUGUUUGGCCUGGAUCAGAAGCCCUCAUUGAGAAAUUUCAAUUCCAGAUGUCUGAUUAUAAAAUUGUGGUGACUUCUAGGGUUGCAUUUCCUAAAUAUGGCACCCCAUAUGUUUUAAAACCACUUGCUCAUGAAGAUGCAAUGACCCUAUUCCGACAUCAUGCUCUCUUGGAAAAAAGCAGUUCACAUAUUCCUGACAAAGAAAUUGUCCAAAAGGUUGUGAGAUAUUGCAAGGGUUUACCGCUUGCCGUUAAAGUGAUUGGUAGAUCACUCAGUCAUCGGCCUAUUGAGAUGUGGCAAAAGAUGGUGGAGGAAUUGUCACAAGGUCAUUCUAUACUUGAUUCUAAUAUUGAAUUACUUACAUGCUUCCAAAAGCUCUUGCAUGUUUUGGAAGAUAAUCCCAACAACAAGGAGUGCUUCAUGGACUUGGGGUUAUUUCCUGAAGACCAAAGAAUUCCUCUUCCUGUUCUUAUUGAUAUAUGGGCAGUGUUAUAUGGAUUUGAUGAUGACGGCAUAGAAGCAAUGGACAUCAUAAAUAAAUUAGACUCCAUGAAUCUGGUUAAUGUCUUAGUAGCAAGGAAAAAUUCAAGUGACUCAGACAAUUACUACUACAAUAACCACUACGUCAUCCUCCAUGAUCUUCUAAGAGAGCUUGCAAUCUAUCAAAACAACCUGGAACCAAUUGAAAAGAGAAAAAGACUGAUUAAUGACAUAAAUGAAUCCGAGGAGAAGCAACAAGGCAUGAUAGCCCGCUUAUUGUCAAAAUUUUGCAGAUGCAGUGUUAAACAGACACUCCAACAGGUCCCCGCCCGCACAUUGUCUAUAUCAGCUGAUGAAACAAACACUUCAUAUCAGUCCCACAUACAACCAUCCCUAGCUGAAGUUCUGGUUUUAAAUCUUCAAACUAAGAAGUAUUCCUUUCCAGAGUACAUAGAGAAAAUGAGUGAACUAAAAGUUCUUAUCAUGACAAAUUAUGGUUUUCAUCCGUGUGAACUAGACAAUUUCAAACUACUCAGCUCUGUAUCAAACCUGAGAAGAAUCAGACUAGAGCGGAUUUCUGUUCCUCACUUAGGGGCAUUGAAAAAUCUUGGAAAGUUAUCCCUCUACAUGUGUAGUAACAUAAGUCAGGCUUUUGAAAAUGGUACCAUCACAGUUUUGGAUUCAUUUCCAAAACUAUCAGAUUUGAACAUUGACUAUUGCAAGGAUAUGGUGAAAUUGCCUACUGGGAUCUGUGAUAUUGUCUCACUAAAGAAGCUCAGUAUUACUAAUUGUCACAAGCUUAGUUCUCUGCCCCAAGAAAUUGGACAGUUGUUGAAUUUGGAACUCCUGAACAUAAGUUCCUGUACUGAUUUGGAAGAGAUACCAGAUUCUAUUGUAAAACUUUCUAAGCUAAGACUUCUUGACCUCUCAAACUGCAUAAGCCUUUCAAGUUUACCAGAGGACAUUGGUGAUCUAUGUAAUCUCAGGAAUCUCAAUAUGACAAGCUGUGCAAGGUGUGAAUUGCCAUACUCAGUAACCAAUCUUGAGAAUUUGAAGGUGGUGGUAUGUGAUGAAGAGACAGCUGCUUCAUGGGAAGCAUUCGAAGCUAUGCUUCCAAAUCUGAAGUUAGAGGUUCCUCGAGUCGAGGUUAACUUAAACUGGCUUCAUUCUAUUAGCUCCUAAGACAUGACCUGGUUCAUGGGAAGCAUUUGAAACUAUGAUUCCAAAUCUAAAGUUUGAGGUUCCUCGAGUUGAUGUUAACUGAAGCUGGUUUCGUUCAA
Glycine soja is the source of this 3117-nucleotide messenger RNA. Its product is annotated as probable disease resistance protein At5g66900. The record is from RefSeq and is a predicted model, not a curated record. Gene Ontology annotation, biological process: defense response to fungus. Gene Ontology annotation, molecular function: ADP binding. Lineage: Eukaryota; Viridiplantae; Streptophyta; Magnoliopsida; Fabales; Fabaceae. The transcript is spliced from 7 exons. Bases 419 to 3019 code for a protein of 866 amino acids.